UAAGAACGUAUUCAAUCGUAAAAAUAAUAUCACGAUGAAGAGAGCCAUUGGAAUCGCGUUGUUCGCAUUGGUGACGAUCGCAGUUGCUCAUCCAUCAGGAUCUGGAGAGGCUCCGGGCAAUCAACUGAGUCAGGACGGCGCCAAUCAACCCCCUCAGCUCGUCGACCUCAUCAACACAGCUCAAGAAAAUAUCAACAAUCUUGGAAAACAAAUUCAAGAACAACUCAAUCUUCCCGACCAAGCAACCGUUGUUAAUACCAUCAAAACCCAGAGCACCAAUCUCGUCAACAAUGUUCAAUCUUACGUGGCUCAAGUCUCCGAGGAGAUCAAGGCUAAGAGCCCGGAACUGGAAUCGUUGUGGACCGACAUAAAAGCUAAAUUGAACAAAGCAGUGGAAGACAUCAACGCCCAAAUCCCCAACGCUCAGGAGCAGGCUGCUCAGCUCCAGGCCAAAUUCAACGAGGGUGUGAGCGUUCUCGUGAGCGAAUCUGACAAAGCUGCGAAGGCGAUAAACCAAAAUUCGGCCAAGGCACAAGAGGACAUUGCCAAAUUCACGAAACAAGCUGUCGAAAUCGCGGUUCAGGCGACCCAAAAUCUUAACGCUCAGCUUAAAAAACAAGCCUCCGCCGCUCAGGCCGCUUGAGGAAAAAAGCAUUUUGUAUAUAUUAAUUGUUCGACGAAUUGUUGAGGAAUUUCCCUUUAUCCAGCGGUACGAAGCUGAGCUCGCGUCCUUCGUAAUGAUCUCGUCCGCGUCGUUGGGAGCUUUGCAGUAACCAGAGCACUAGUUCCCUUACUAUUUUGUGUACGCGUACUAAAUUCGAAUUACAAUUGAACCUUCAAGUCCUGACGUCGAGCACAUAUGUACAGAGUUGGAAUGAAAUAAAACUUCGACGAAUAAUCCGAA
Venturia canescens is the source of this 904-nucleotide messenger RNA. RefSeq lists its product as uncharacterized. The record is from RefSeq and is a predicted model, not a curated record. Gene Ontology annotation, cellular component: extracellular region. The transcript is spliced from 2 exons. Gene Ontology annotation, molecular function: lipid binding. NCBI's taxonomy places the organism in Eukaryota, Metazoa, Arthropoda, Insecta, Hymenoptera, Ichneumonidae. Bases 35 to 643 code for a protein of 202 amino acids. Gene Ontology annotation, biological process: lipid transport.